Pogoniulus pusillus (Red-fronted tinkerbird) is the source of this 9867-nucleotide messenger RNA. RefSeq names its product ADAM metallopeptidase with thrombospondin type 1 motif 5 (gene ADAMTS5). Bases 1021 to 3678 code for a protein of 885 amino acids. The record is from RefSeq and is a predicted model, not a curated record. Gene Ontology annotation, biological process: proteolysis; extracellular matrix organization. Gene Ontology annotation, molecular function: zinc ion binding; metalloendopeptidase activity. NCBI's taxonomy places the organism in Eukaryota, Metazoa, Chordata, Aves, Piciformes, Lybiidae. The transcript is spliced from 8 exons.
AUUCCGCUAUAAAUUCAUUGUUCCACCUCCUCUCAUCUUCACAUUUCUCUCCCUUCUCCUCUUGUUCACAUCGACAGACUGGGGAUAACAACAACAUCAACAACAACAACAAAGAUACGGGGAGGGGGCUUUUACAAAAAACCGAGACGUUUUGCACUUCUUGGUAGUUUUGGGGUUUGGUUUGGGUUUUGCUUUUGGUUUGUUUUUUCACUUUUGGGUUUGUUUUGUUUUGUUUUAGUUGGUUGGUUGGUUUGGGGUUUUUUUCCCUUGGUUGUUUUUUUCUUUUCUUUUCUUUUAUUUUCUUUUUCUUUUCUUUUCUUUUCUUUUUUUUUUUUUUUUUAACUUUUAACCAUCUCACCGGAGACGAUCGAGGCAACUUUCGGUGCCUGAAUUUCUUCUCUCCCCUUCUUCUCUUCAUAACACAAGGGGGCAAAAGAAGGAAAGGGAGUCCACCGGAGCCCGAGAAAGUGCCGAGUCGCAGCAGACCUGCCCCCUACCCCUGCUGCUGCUGGUGAUGAUCCGGUAACUACAGCAGAGAAGUGGAAAAGGAGUGGAAGUGCUCAGACUUCUCUACUUGCCGGGUCCGAGCCUCCUCUCCUUUUUUUCGCUCCCCUCUUUGCCUCCCCAGCAGCAGUGAUUUGGGAUUUUUUGCCUCUUUCUCUCCUUCCAUGUGCUCCCAGCUCUUCCCUGCAGAGAAACACAAAGUUCACACGCGAGCGGCUUUUGUUGACAUUUUUUUUUCUUUCCCACUCACACUUGACUCGAGUUUGGGAGGGACAACUUUUCUGUUCGGGCUUGGGGGUUUUGUCGUUGUUUGGUGGGUUUUUUCCUUUCUUUCUUCCUUUCUUUCUUUCUUCUUUUUCCUUUUUUGCCCUCCUCUCGUUCCUCUUUCUCUCCUUCCCUUAACUACAUAGCCACACUCUUCCGACCGGCUCUUUCCGCCUCCCUUCCCUAGUCUUGUUAUUAUUACUACUACUAAUUAUCACCGCCACUGUGGCCGCUCCUGACGGCGAAGCAAGCAUGUUGCUGAAGCUGGUCACCCUGCUACUGGCUGCCAAGCUGCACAUCGCUUUGGCUCAGGCGCCGGCACCUGCCGACGACGGAGCGCCGCCGCCCCGCGCUGCUGCUGCCGCCGCCGCCGCCCCACCGCCGCCCCGACCCCAGCCAGGCCCUCCCCCCGGGCCGCCUCGCCGCCCCCAGCUGCCCCGCGGAGCCAGCGGCGUCGUGCAGCGCCUCGAUCCGACGUACGCGGGGGGCGGCAAGGCGGGAUACGUCCUCUACGCUGGGGGCCAGCGCUUCCUUCUUGACCUGGAGCGCGACGAGGCAGUGGGGGCGCGGGCGCCGCGGGCCGGCCGGCCGGCGCGCUGCUACUACCGCGGCACAGUGGACGGCAGCCCCCGCUCCCUGGCUGUCUUCGACCUCUGCGGCGGCCUCGACGGCUUCUUCGCCGUUGGCCGCUCCCGCUACACCGUCAGACCGGCGCGGCGCGGCGGGGAGGCAGCCGGCCCACGGAUCUACGGGGAGGGCCCGGCCCGUGUCCCGCACAUCUUCCGUCGAGACCGAUUCAGCUUCGAGACAGUGCCGGCACGCACCAGCUGCGAGACGCGCGACAUUGCCGGGGCGGCGGUGGUCGCGGCCGGGGUCACUCGGCGGCGUCGACGUCGCUCCGUUUCCCGGGCCCGGCAGGUGGAGCUGCUGCUGGUAGCCGACUCCUCCAUGGUCCGCAAGUACGGGAAGGGACUGCAGCACUACCUGCUUACCUUGGCCUCUAUCGCGUCCCGGCUCUAUGCCCACGCCAGCCUGGAGAACCACGUCCGGCUGGCUGUGGUGAAGGUGGUGGCCCUGGGGGAGAAGGAGAAGGGGCUGGAGGUCAACAGGAAUGCCGCCACCACCCUCAAGAACUUCUGCAAGUGGCAGCACCAGCACAAUCGCCUCGACGAUGACCACGAUGAGCACUAUGAUGCUGCCAUUCUGUUCACCCGCGAGGAUUUAUGUGGGCAUCAUUCAUGUGAUACUCUGGGAAUGGCAGACGUUGGGACCAUAUGCUCUCCUGAGCGCAGCUGUGCGGUGAUUGAAGACGACGGCCUCCAUGCAGCUUUUACAGUGGCUCACGAAAUUGGGCACUUGCUUGGGCUUUCUCAUGAUGACUCCAAAUUUUGUGAGGAGAACUUUGGUUCCAUGGAAGAUAAGCGCCUAAUGUCCUCCAUUCUGACAAGCAUUGAUGCUUCAAAACCCUGGUCCAGAUGCACUUCAGCAACUAUAACAGAGUUCUUCGAUGAUGGUCAUGGUAACUGCUUGCUGGACCAACCAAGAAAGCAGAUCCUGGGCCCUGAGGAGCUUCCAGGACAAACCUACGAUGCCAUUCGUCAAUGCAAACUGGCGUUUGGGUCUGAAUACACAGUGUGUCCCGGUAUGGACGUCUGCUCUCGCCUCUGGUGUGCAGUCGUGCGCCAAGGUCAGAUGGUUUGUCUAACUAAGAAACUGCCUGCUGUGGAGGGAACACCAUGUGGAAAAGGGAGGAUCUGCCUCCAGGGAAAAUGUGUUGACAAAACCAAGAAGAAGUACUACUCAGCUUCAAGCCAUGGUAACUGGGGGUCCUGGGGACCUUGGGGACAAUGCUCCCGUACCUGUGGUGGAGGAGUUCAGUUUGCUUAUCGUCACUGCAAUAACCCAGCUCCUAGAAACAACGGCCGGUACUGCACUGGCAAGCGGGCCAUCUACCGCUCUUGCAACGUCACACCCUGCCCAGUCAAUGCUAAAUCUUUUCGACAAGAGCAGUGUGAAGCAAGGAAUGGCUAUCAGUCUGAUGCAAAAGGUGUCAAGACAUUUGUUGAAUGGGUCCCCAAGUAUGCUGGAGUACUUCCCGGCGAUGUUUGCAAGCUCACUUGCCGAGCCAAAGGAACUGGCUAUUAUGUGGUAUUUUCUCAGAAGGUAACUGAUGGUACCGAGUGUCGACCCUACAGCAAUUCGGUCUGCGUCCGGGGAAAAUGCAUAAGAACUGGUUGUGAUGGCAUCAUUGGUUCAAAGCUCCAGUAUGACAAAUGUGGAGUGUGUGGAGGAGACAAUUCCAGCUGCACAAAAGUCAUGGGAACUUUUACCAAAAGGAGCAAGGGCUACACAGAUGUAGUGAAAAUCCCAGAAGGGGCAACUCACAUCAAAGUUCGGCAGUUCAAGAAUAAAGACCAGAGCAGGUUCACUGCCUACCUGGCCCUGAAAAAGAAAAAUGGUGAGUACCUUGUCAAUGGAAAAUACAUGAUCUCCACUUCAGAAACAAUCAUUGACAUCAAUGGGACUGUCAUGAACUACAGCGGCUGGAGUCACAAAGAUGAUUUCUUGCAUGCAAUGGGACACUCUGCAACAAAAGAGGUUCUUAUUGUGCAGAUACUUGCAACUGAUCCAACUCAACCAGUGGAUGUCCGCUACAGCUUCUUCGUGCCAAAGAAGCAAGGGCAAAUGACUAACUCUGUCAUUAGCAGUGGCAGCAGCAGCAAAGUAACUCCAGAGCUCACACAACCCCGCUGGGUUACGGGGCCGUGGCUUUCUUGUUCUCGAACAUGCGACACGGGAUGGCACACCAGGACUGUCCAGUGCAAAGAUGGGCACGGAAAAUUAGCUAAGGGAUGUCUUCUCUCUCAGAGACCAUCAGCAUUUAAACAGUGCUUGUUGAAAAAGUGUUAACCUGUGGUUGUGAUCUUCUUUUUAAAAAGAGGCUUUAUUAAGCCAUUGUUGACAUACUGGUAUUAGGUCUGCCCAGUCAGAGAGAAGCAAAGGCUUCAAUGUACUUAUCUACAGUCUCAAAUUAUGGGCAGAAUCUGCCUAUUUGGACCAAAUGAAGAGGUGCACUGCUUUCAGUAAUAGUAAGGUGAUCUUAAUAUGUCAAAACCUAAGCAUUAGAGUUGUUAUAUGCCCUCUAUGUCUGCAAAAAUAUAAAAUAAAAUAAUGCAAAAGAAGAAAAAACAGUGGAUCGAGGAUCCUGGGAUAUUUGAAGGUUACAGAAUCAUCUCCCCUUCUUCACCUACCUCUAAUACAGUAUGUCCUUAGAAAACAUCACAUGUACCCAUGAUACUACAGUAGCUUAUUUCAUGCUGUUUUGUAAAUAUCUUUCUUUUGGUAUGUCACUUUAUAUCACUUGGUUCUAUUAAAAAAAUCAAAAGACAAACUAGAUAAGCAAAGAGAUUGACCAAAGUAUAUCUGCAGCUCUUGUGGGCAUGGUCCACUCUUCAGAAAGGGCUGCAGAUGUUUUACUGGAAAAUUAAGAGCUUGCUGCUGGUUCUAAGGUUUUGACAAAAGGAAUCAUUUUUAUGCUAGGAAUUUCCUGAAGCAGAUCUUUAUUCUUUGACAAAUACUGUGUUUUUUCACCAGUGAAUUCUCAGGAGCACUGCAGCAGUUUGCAGGCCAGGGAUCCCUACUGCUCAAAUGCCAGCACCAACAGCCACUCCUCACCAUGCGUACCAGACAAAGAAGGAGGAGUUGGACUGCUAGAGGAAAUUUGUGUACACUUUUCUAGUAAACCUUCUGCUAGUUUCAUCUGUGUCACAGCUUGGGGUCUUUGACCAAUAGCUGCUAGCUUCUUUCCAUAAAACAAAGGCAUACUGUAAUUUGUAGAAACAGUUAGAGAACCAAAAAAUCACAGGUAAGUUAAGUGUCUUCUAACUCAGAUAUUCUGAGGUAUAUUCAGCUGCUUUCUCUGUUAUUUUCUCUAUGGCUUCUGCCUUGACUCUAACAAUGUGUAAUGUACCUACAUCUUCUGAAGAGGCUAUAAAGGUCAAAAAAACACAGCAAGCAGUUAAUAUUUUAUCACUGUUUUGUCCAUCGUGUCUAACUCUGGUAUUUGUCUUACCAGCAAAAGUUUGUAACCAUUUGUCUUAUUUUUAUUGUGUGUUUGGGGUUUUUUUUAAAGCUAGAGAAGGCAUUCAUGUUUUGUACUUUUGGGAGGAAGAGGGGUCACUAAGAAGUCAACCCACAUCAGGAUGUGGAGGACUUGCACAAUAUCAGUAAGACUGUUUCCACAGUACAGGCGCUAGCUGGUAAUAGUUUUCAUUGGCAGCAACUUCUGAAUCCUGGUAGAACUUCUGGUGACCAAGGAUGGGCAUUUCACCAUAAGCAGGUGGAGGCCUGAUAGCAAUCUGUUAAAACUGCCUCUUUUGCAUCAGCAGGCUUUGAAUUAAGCCCUAGGAUGACAGGUGCCAAAAGAAAUGGUUAUAAUAUGCUGAAGAAAGUAGAAUCUCAUGUGUCUUUUAUUCCUCCAUCCACACCGGAGUAUGAAACUGCAGGAGGAUUUUCAGACGAGCCUCACACUGUAAGUCAGUGAUACCUGAGCACUGAAAUACCCUAGGCUCCUCUGAAAAUCCCAGUUAUUAAAGCAGGAGAAGAAACUUGUUGAUGUGUGUAGUGAGAUGGGUAGGUCUCACUUCAGGGUGACACAAACAUGUUUUUGCAACUACGGCAUGUUUGUGUGAGCUCCUAGAAAGCAUGUGAUGAUUUCAAAACAGCAAAGAAUUGCCGCAUCUGCAAGUGUGAGACCUGGAGAAGCAUCUAUUUUUGUACUCCAUUCUAAAUAAACAGUCAUCUCUGUCAAAAUAAAUUACCAACAAAUGUUGUUAGUCAGCUUAGCUUAGGAAAAAGGUGUGGCCUUCUUUUUAGCAGUAAUCCUAUGAAAAACUGUGGAUCUUGAGGAAACCUCCCCACUUAACUCUGAUCCCAGUCUAAGAACUGAGAUCAAGGCUCUGAAUAUUUUCAGAGUUCUGGAAAGUUAGGAUUUUUGCCUUUGUUGUGCAUUAACAUAGGAUCACUUUGAAAUGUCCUCUUUUCCUUUCAAGUAGUCUAAUUCUUAUGUAUGUAUUGCACAUGUUCUAGAACCUCUCAAAAUAGUCCAUAGCAAAUAGAAACCAUCAUGAGAGGAAAAAAUGUGAACUUAAUGUCUCGACAUACACUAAACCUUUGUCUAGACACACAGCUGUAUUAAGUGGCAUUUGUUUUUUCCUGUGUUUAUCAAAACAGAGACAGAAUGUGCACGUACUUUUGUUUGCAUAAUAGUAAUUUAUUAUAUAUUCAACAAGAUGAGUAAAGUUUUUGGAUGCUAUUCAGGCUCCAGAAGAGUAAUGCCAUAGAUGAGUAUAAAUGUAAAGGUUCCUCAGAUCAGAAGUAUCUUUUUGAUAGAGUUUAUUUAUAAAAAAAAAAAAAAGUAGGACAAUGAACCACUGUAGUGAUUUUUCCCUCUCACUAGUGUGGUAAUGAAGCAUGCAAAACUGCAGUUGCUGUUACAUUAUGAAAGGGCAAAGAAGAUAGACCAAGAAAGUAACUCUCAAAUUCUAAGAUAAACUAGGUCAGCCUGCUUUAGCUGAUACUUGCUUUUAGCUGGUCUUUGUAAUCAGACUCCUGUUCCAAACCUCACUGUUGUCAGUCUUAAGAUAUUCCAUGUAGCUGAUGAAUGAAAAAUCGGUGCAAGGUGUGUAACUGUCAAUUCAGCUUCUGUUCUUAGCUGAAUUCCUUGUGUCUCACGCUGUUAUGUUGUUGUUUACAUUACUGCUGAGUGUUGCCAAACAGGAUUUAUAAAGUGCAUCUAGGGGAUAGAAACCUGGAGUACUGCUCUUUGCAUAGAAAUCAGCCAUCCGCACUGCUAAAUUCAUUGCUGACUGUUUGGGCUGUAUCUCCAGUGCCCUUAAGUGAAGCUGGACCUCUAAACAUCAGUGUUUUUAAAAGUAUCUGCUUCUCAAAUGAGACAUUCUCUCUAUCAAAAAGCCUAUCAUCUUUGGGCUUACCAGAGACAAGAAAUUAAAUUCAGCUGCCCUCCUGUGGAAACAGUUUUAUCAUAAGGGAAGAGGGAAUAAUCUUGUGGAUUUAUCAUAACUGUAAAAGGAAAAAAAAGGCAACACAGCACUGAAAAAAAAUAAAAUAAUUUAUUGUUUUUACUAGUAUGUGAAUGGAUGUAAUGAAUUUAUUUAUUCUUAUUUAACGAAAAUACCAAUUGUGCAAAUUCUAUAUUUAAAAUGAUUUGCUAUUAUCUGUCUGUGUCUUUCUCCUCUCUUUUAAUUUAUGCUUCAGGUUUAUGUCGAAAGUACGCCUUGUGAGUUUACAUAAUGUAUGGCACUGGUUAUUUUUUUAUAUGUUUUUACUUAGAAAGCUUUCUGCAUAAAACAGGAAUAUCUGUGUAUACGUGUGUGCACACUGUAGAGAUGUGUAUUCUUUUUCUACUACCACCUUUUUCUUUGAGAAGUUGUGGAUUUUUAGUUUUGUGACACCUCAAAGCUCCUUCUUAUGCUUCCCUUCAAAAAAAAAAAAUCUUACAGCUAGCAAAUCACACAGGUCUGUGGACCUAAAAAAAAUCUCACCAUACCAGCUCCUAAAGAAGUCAUAACAACAGACUUAGUUUUGCACAGAUCCCUGCAGUUCAUGUUGCGUGCCUUGGCAAUUUACCGUCAAAGCUGGCAGAGUCUUACCCUUUGCUUCAAUGGGAGCAAGUUCAGGCUUCUAGUAAAUGGGAGUUCUCUACCUGUGAAUGAAGUUUCUCUGAGUUGUCAGGGUGGCAAGUGAGCCUUCUGGUCAAGCAGCUUCUUAGGUUUAAGUGAAAACAAGAGAGAAAGUUGUGCACCUCUAGUAAAUACUGCUGAAACAAUGUAUGAUUUGGUUUAUGAAGACUGACCCAUUAAAAAGCUACUUUUUUCAAUCUUUCCAGUGUUUAUAUACAUAUACAGUUUUAUACAUGUGGCUGUAAAAAGUCCAAAGCCCAGUUUGGAAGGCUUUUACAAUGUUUUUACCACAUCAGGCAAAGCUAAAUGCAGAAGAGACAGCAAAGUCUCUAUUCCCAGUGUUUCAUUGAAAAUAACAAUAGCUGAUUGCUUCAACUGCUACGCUCAAGGGAACUCAUAUUAGGCCCAGUGUAAGGAGGGAAAAAAAGGCAAUACAGACAAACCUGCAUCUUUUCUCUAUUCACAAAACAAAUUACUUCUGUAGCCACUUUACCAUAAGUCAAGUGGCUACAGACUGCAAAUAAUCAGCUUCAGACUGUUGGAAGCUACCUUGCUCAUCAGUGCACACAUUCACACAAUUCCAGUGUCUGCUGCUGUCAAGGCAUUCCCAAAGACCCAGAGCCAGCCACAAGGCUUAAGAUGAAAUUGUGAUGGCCAGUGGGUGAUGCUUCCUCUUGAAGACCCACUCUAAAAUGCCAGGAAAUCACUCUAAGCCUUGACUUUGAUCUUUAGGGCAGUCUUUUAAAAUUACUUGUAAGAAUGAUGUGUUAAUAACUGUGGAGUUUCAUCAGUAUGUUCAGGUGAGUGUUUCUCCUCGUGCUAAUGAAGGCCAUGCUGCUCUUUGUCACUGAGGAAGAUUAAGCCUACAGCAAGAAUGAAAAUCAGAUUUUCUGAGCAAGAGCUGCAAUUUUCAGGGCGGGGAAAAAAGGAAAGAAAAAACAGUUGGUUUGGAAGGGCUUAUUCCCUUUUUACAUUAAGUGAUGAGUGUUUAUAGUGCAUUCAUACUCACUACUGGUAACAUUUUCAGGAGAUUUGUUUCUUUACUGUGAGUACUAGCAUGUAUAGCAAAUCUAGUUCUUGUUUUGAAAAACAUUCAAAGUGCAGCCAUUUCUGGUUUUAUCAAAUGUGCCAGUCUCUUACUGUAAGAGAAAUUGUGACACUGCAAAAUGUAGCUUUGGCAUUUAGAAAAGCUUAUUACAAGGGCAAGUUGUCACGGGUAGGGUACAAAAACUGAAAACACUACAAACGUAUUCUAAGCCUUCCACAUGAGUGGUUUAAGAACUUGUCCUGCAGACAGCACUGCAAACAUCUCAACACUGUCCCACUGUUCUGCAGCUCUAAAUCAAAACUCAGUAUAUUGUUUGUCCAGGAAGUUUUCUGUAGAAGCUCAUGAUCACUGGCAGGAUACUAAAGUCAUUGUACAUCAGCCUUGCAUAGUCUGGGUUGAAACACAUAUGUGAGCACAUGUGGAACUUUACUGUGGCUAAACGAAAGUGCUUAUUUUUUGUAUACUUGUGUAUAUCUAAACACAUAAAUCUCCACAUACAAAAGUCGGUCUCCAUUACUCCUUCUCACAGGGCAAAAAUGUUAUACCAGUUUUUGUUGUAACUGUGGAAAUUCAGAGCAACUUCAUUACAUCACUUGGCUUUGCAGGAGCUGCUUCAGUCUUUUACCACUAUAACUGACAGCAUAAUUUGUCUUUUAAUUUAUAGGAACAGGUUUACACAAUUUAUCAUGCAAACUGUGAAAUUUUCAGAUAGUUUAUCAUAUGAAACAUACUCACUGGCAGUCAGGCAUACAGGCAUUGGUAAAGUCCCAUCAGAUACAGGAAAUAAUAGACUGAAUUCAAGUAAGUUGGAGACAGCUUAAUACUCCUGUAUAGCAAUAAAUCAAUUUAAUUUCUAUUGUCAGGUCAUCUGCCCAACAUCAGAUGAGGUAAAACAAGAGAGGCAUUGUAGGGAAGGCAAAUGGCAAAGUUUUUGCUUAAGUUUUCUUCAUGUGCCUCUUCAUCCACUAUAUUAGUGUCAGCAUAUUCUGGAAAGUGUCACUUUGUGCAUUACAGAUAACUUGGCUGAAAUACCAGGAACCUCUGAAAAUACAAGACCUGUCACAAAACUUUUUGUCACCCUAGUAUGUGUCUAACUGAAGAGAAGUUAACAUUUUUAGAGCACUAUGUCGUCAGUUUACAUCGUAAGUAAUAUGUUAUGCAAAAUCUAAAUUCCUUUGAAACUAAUUGUACAAGGUCUACACUGUACUAUGACACAUUGAAGGCCAAUAUUUUGUUUUGUAAACUAUGCUGUAUGUACAAUUUACCGGCUGUAAUCUUAAAACAUUUGAUUCUGUGAUUUCAGUAAAAGUAAUAAAUACAAACUGUAUCAUAGGUCCAAAAUACUUGUUC